Rhopalosiphum padi (bird cherry-oat aphid) is the source of this 3296-nucleotide messenger RNA. It is a transcript of the gene Atg1, whose product is annotated as serine/threonine-protein kinase unc-51. NCBI's taxonomy places the organism in Eukaryota, Metazoa, Arthropoda, Insecta, Hemiptera, Aphididae. The coding region runs from base 397 to 2385 and encodes 662 amino acids. Gene Ontology annotation, molecular function: protein serine/threonine kinase activity; ATP binding. Gene Ontology annotation, biological process: axon extension; positive regulation of autophagy; peptidyl-serine phosphorylation. The transcript is spliced from 21 exons. Gene Ontology annotation, cellular component: autophagosome; cytoplasm. The record is from RefSeq and is a predicted model, not a curated record.
UACGUGAUAAGUUCGUGUAAAACACCAGACAAUGAUAAUGUCUAUCAAUAUUUAAUAAUAUGCGAAUUUGCGAUUGUAAUUUGUAAAUGUUUAACUCAGCUACUGCUGUGGACUAUAAUUCCGUAUUUAUUGUGUAAAAGUGAUAAAACUUUGUCAUAACCAUUAGAAAAUGGUUCUUAAUACCGUGUCCGGGAUUUAAAAAUACGAAAUAUUUAAUAUUCUUUAAUUGCUUUACAAAAAAUUAAAAUAUACAUUAUCAUGUAAGGAAAUGAACACCGUACAUAGUUUUCCUUUACUUUUCUAGAACAAUUUUCCGAGAUCUAAUAGCUAACUCAUAAACGCAUAUAAUAAUUCAUAGGUAUAUACAUUUGUGAAUUCAGUCUUUAAAUAAAUAAAAUGGAAAUUAUUGGUGAUUAUGAAUACAAUAGUGCCAAUCGCUUGGGACUUGGAGCUUUUGCUAUUGUCUUCAAGGGACGCUCAAGAAAAAAACCAGAUAUGGAUGUAGCUGUUAAAACAAUAAUGAAGAAGAAUAUACCAAAAACUCAAAGUCUAUUGAAAAAAGAGAUAGAUAUUCUGAGGAAACUAACAGUUCUUCAACACGAUAAUGUUGUACAUCUUUUAGAAUGUCUGGAUACUGAUGAUGCAUUUCAUUUGGUUAUGGAGUAUUGCAAUGGCGGUGAUUUACAAGAUUAUUUAAAUGUUAAAGGAUGUUUAAGUGAAGACACAAUACAAAUAUUUCUAAGACAACUUGCUGGAGCAAUGUAUGAAUUUAAUAAACAAGGAAUACUUCAUAGAGACCUAAAGCCUCAAAACAUUCUAUUGAAGUUUUCAGGAGAAACUCGUUAUCCAGAACCUAACCAAAUUACCUUAAAAAUUGCUGAUUUUGGGUUUGCUCGAUGCUUGGAUGAAGGAGUAAUGGCAGCUACUAUGUGUGGUUCUCCAAUGUACAUGGCACCUGAAGUAAUUAUGUCAUUACAAUAUGAUGCUAAGGCAGAUUUAUGGAGUUUAGGUACAAUUAUAUUUCAAUGUUUGGCUGGUAAAGCUCCAUUUUUUGCCAAUUCGCCCGCAGGACUAAAACAAAUUUAUGAAAAAACUAGCAAUUUAAUGCCAAAAAUCCCCCCAGGCACAUCGUUAGAUUUAUCAAACUUAUUGUUUGGUCUUCUAAAAAGAAAUCCAAAAGAUAGAAUAUCAUUUGAGACCUUUUUUGAUCAUGCCUUUUUAAAAAUGAAACCUCCUCCAGUUACAAUGCCAUCUCCACUUGCUAAUAGCCCAAAAACGCCAUCAGUUUUUGAUCAAGGUUAUCAAUAUUCUGUCAGUCCUGAUCUUUCUGAUGAAUAUGUAAUAGUACCUUCAAACAUACCUGCAUAUCACGAGAAAGAAAUUAGUGCUAGCCCUCCAAGACCAAGUACACUUUCUAUACAAACUCAACAGGAUUAUCAUAAUCCACGAUCUCCAUUGAAAUCUGUACCUAGGUCUCAGCCGAUUACAAUGAAUCCAAGGACUUCAAAGAAUAUAAGUGGACCUGAUUUCUGUUCUAUAUCUCCACCAUCAGUUCAGUUUAUGCUCGGAACACCUCCAUCAGGAAGAAGAAUUUCAGAAACGCCACCAUAUAAUACAUGGAACUUUACACCAACAAGUUCUCCAUUAAAGAAAUCAGUUCUAAGUUCACCUCUUUUAAACACACAACAGUUCACAUUUAACACAAAUCAAAAAAUAGGAACAGUUGGCCUGCCUUUCAGUAAUAAUAACCGUGCAAUGACUUUACCUGAACUUGGAAACAUAACUUUUCCAGAACUUCCGCAAGAAACAAUAUUAGAAAAAGAACACAUAGAAACAUUAGCCAAACUUAAUUUUGUAUUAGCAUUGGUUGAAUGUAUUGUUGAAUGUGCCUCUCCUAAAAGACCACGUUAUGAACGAUUAGUGCUUUUAAUUAGAGCAUUACAAUUACUUAGCUCUAGUUUAAGUAUUGCUACUUCUGAACUUAAAGCUGGUCGUUUGCAACCUUCAACAAAUGUUAAAAAUGUGGUACAACAGCUUAAUGAGACUUUUCACAAAGUUUUGGAUGACUGUAAACAAAUUAAUGUACCAAAUAUGUUACACAAUACAUCAUCAUCCACUACUACAGCUGAAAAAUUAUUAUAUGAUUAUGCCGUAGAAAUCUGUGCUAAAGCAGCAUUAAAAGAACUGGGCAACACACCAUAUGAUUAUUUUAAAUCUUAUCAGACUGCUCAGAUCCUCUUGCAUAGUUUGUCUCAACAAGUAAACUCUCCGAGCGACAAAGAAAUAUUAAUAAGAUAUCGAGAUGCAGUAGAAAAAAGAUUGUCUAUAUUACAAGACCAAGGUUAUGUUUACUCAAACACAGUUAAUGGCAAUAAUUCAACUUAAUACUGUUAUAUGAUAAUAAUGUGCUUACUUAUUCUUUACAAUAUUCUAGUCUUUACCUUUUCUUUUGUAUUUAUAUGUAAAAAUGUGUUAUUUUACUUGGUCCUUAUGAAUUUCUCUACUAAACUAAAUCAUUGAAAUAUAAUUAUAUGUACACUAACAACCCUAUCCCUAUGUAAUAAUUAUUAUUUAUUAUGCAAAAUGCUGAUAUAAUUUUUAUUAUUAUUUUUAAAUUACAAUCAUAGAUACAUAAUUGUUAAGUAAAAAAAAAAUUUAAAUUAACUGUUUAAUAUUUGGUAAACAAUAUAUAUAAUAUAAUAAUAUUUAUUUACUAUCUUUAAAAACUAAUGUUUUUAUUGCUCUAUGAGAAGCUUUGUAAAUACAUUCUUAUUGUAAUAUUUUAUAAUUCUAUCAUGUUUGUUAAAUUUUACUAAUUAAUUGUAUAGGGUAUGUAAUAUGUAUAUGUAUUAAUAUUUAGAAACUAGAAACAAAUUUUACAACAGAUAAUACUUAUACUUAAAAAUAAGUAAUUUAUAAAAUUAAAAGUUUUUGGAAAAUUUAAUUUGAAUGAGUUGAAUUAACUAAAUGCCCAUUUCUAGUAAUUGUCUAUACAUUGCUCACAUCAUAUUAUAUUGUAUUAUAAAUUUGUAACUGAUAUUUAAUUAAGUUCCUUACAUUUCUGAGAUAGUAAUCAUAGAAUUUAAAGUAGAAACUAUUCCAAGUAAUGAAGUAAGACUAAUUAUUAAAACAAAACUUAUUUUUUGUUACUAGUGAAACCAGUAAACCACAGAAUAAGACAAACUGUGAAAUUGUGUGUCAUGAUUACGUAAUAUGUACCAUAGCUAAAUAAUCAUUACCAUGUUAUUUGUCCUUGGUUAUAAGUAUUAAAAAUAAAAAAUUCUUUAAUAGUUUCA